Harmonia axyridis is the source of this 873-nucleotide messenger RNA. Its product is annotated as dnaJ homolog subfamily C member 7 homolog. Lineage: Eukaryota; Metazoa; Arthropoda; Insecta; Coleoptera; Coccinellidae. The record is from RefSeq and is a predicted model, not a curated record. Gene Ontology annotation, molecular function: protein binding. The transcript is spliced from 4 exons. The coding region runs from base 81 to 782 and encodes 233 amino acids.
AUAUUCCUAAACGUUGCUAAGCUACAGAAACUAUUAAGUCAAUAAACACAAAUCUGACAUUUUACUGGAAUACGUCCACGAUGUCUUUGAAAGAUAUAGAAGUGCACGAUGAGGAAUUCAACAAUUUUAUGAUGAAAGUCACUGAAGUCCAAAAAAUAGUCCAGAAGCUGGCCUCGACAGAUGAAAAUGAACAAGCAAUUGGUAACGCAGAAGCUAAGAAAUACCUUGGUGAAAACGAGGAAAAAGAGGAAAUUAUUGACGUGGACAACUUAAAAUUGAAAGUGAAAUGUGAUAGAACUCUUAUCAACAAAAAAGCAUUCGAAGAAAUGUCUUCAAAUGAUCAAUCAACAAUGUCACAAGGAGUAUUCAUGAAAGAAGUAGAAAAGGAUGCUGAUAGAAGAUACCAAGAUAGAAAGAUAAGGCAAGAAAAAAUGGAAACUUUGAAGAAACAGGCUACCCUAGCUUUUAAUAGAGAAGAUUUUGUGAAGGCCCUCUCUUGUUACAACAAGGCUUUAGACCUGGUGAAGGAUAAUCACAACUUAUUUCUAAACAGAGGUUUCACCUACAUAAAACUGAAACUAUAUGAAAAAGCUCUUUCAGACAUUGAUAGAGCACUGUAUUUAAAUGAGAAUUCGUUGAAAGGAUAUUUACUGAAAGCUAAAAUAUUCUUUUUAACCAACAAUAAGACUGACAUGGAUAGAGUAUUACAAGAAGCAAAAGAGAGACAUCCCAAAAAAGUAGAUUUUAUUGACGGUUAUUUACAAGAUAUCAAUGAACAAUGAGAGAUUUCGUUCUGUGUACGAAAUAAUUAAGCGAAUACCUAUAAAUUUUGACAUGAAGCAUACUUUAUUAUUAUUCUUCAUUCAAUUCACA